AUGGCAGAGCAGGUGGCCCUGGUGAUUGGGGGCAUCCUUGGGGGGCUGCUGCUGCUGCUGCUGUUGAUUGGGGUGAGCUACUAUCUCUGGAAGAGACUCUGUGCCACGUUCACCUAUGAGGAGCUCUCAGGGACCACAGCUGCUUCCAGCGCACAGGGAGACGCGAUCUGCCCCCCGGAUGCCAGGACCCAGGCAAGCAGGCCACCAGGUGUACCAUUUGUGGUGCCCCCUUCCCUCCAAAGCCGAGACUGGGUACCCCUGAGCAGCGGAGAGUGGGCCCAGGUCCCACAGGACCCCUACCCAGCCCCGAAGCUCCUGCCCCACACCACCAGCAGCAAUCUUGGAGAUGCAUGCGUGGCAGGGACCAUCAACCCUGAGCUCUACAAGAUCCCAGAGGACAAAAGUGAGGCUGACUUCCCUGAGGGCUGCCUGGGACGGCUGUGGUUCUCUGUGGAAUACCAGCAGGAGGCCGAGCGGCUGCUGGUGGGCCUGAUCAAGGCGCAGCGGCUGCACACCCGCUCAGAGAACUGUGGCCUCCUGGUGAAGCUCCACCUGCUGCCGGAUGAGCGGCGCUUCCUCCAGUCUAAGACCAAACACAGAACCACCAGUCCACAGUUCGACGAACAGUUCAUCUUUCAGGUAUCCAGCAAGAGCGUCACCCAGAGGGUGCUGAGAUUCUCAGUGUACCUCGUGGACAGGCAGAGGAAGCAUCAACUCCUCGGCCAGGUGCUGUUCCCCCUUAAGAAGGAGACACUGGCGGGCAAUUGCCGGCACAUCCUCUGGAGAGACCUGGAAGCCGAGAGCCUGGAGCCUCCCUCCGAAUUUGGUGACCUCCAGUUCUGCCUCAGCUACAAUGACCGUCUGAACCGCCUCACCGUGGUCGUGCUGCGAGCCAAGGGACUCCGGCUCCGUGAGAACUCGAGUUUUGUCAGUGUGUUUGUCAAAGUGUCUCUGAUGAACCACAACAAGUUUGUCAAGUGCAAGAAGACGUCGGCUGUGCUGGGCUCCACCAACCCUGUGUACAGUGAGACCUUCAGCUUCAAAGCCAACCCCGCUGAGCUGGACACUGCGAGCCUCAGCCUGACCGUGCUGCAGAGUGCCGAAGGGGACAGGAGUCACGAGCUGGGCCGGGUGGUGGUGGGCCCCUACAUGUACACCCGCGGCAGAGAACUGGAGCACUGGAAUGAGAUGCUUAGCAAACCCAAGGAGUUGGUGAAACGCUGGCAUGCACUUUGCUGCACCACUGAGCCCUAA
This is a messenger RNA of Rangifer tarandus platyrhynchus (Svalbard reindeer), 1254 nucleotides long. The record is from the annotation of a GenBank genome assembly. Lineage: Eukaryota; Metazoa; Chordata; Mammalia; Artiodactyla; Cervidae.